Molecule: messenger RNA, 2963 nt
Organism: Xiphophorus hellerii (green swordtail)
Lineage: Eukaryota; Metazoa; Chordata; Actinopteri; Cyprinodontiformes; Poeciliidae
Gene: syk
Product: spleen tyrosine kinase
Exons: 16
Coding region: 273-2156 (627 amino acids)
Biological process (GO): protein phosphorylation; intracellular signal transduction
Cellular component (GO): cytoplasm
Molecular function (GO): non-membrane spanning protein tyrosine kinase activity; ATP binding
Source: RefSeq, a predicted model, not a curated record
GAGGAAGACUAAGAACUUAUACGUAGCACUUAGACAGAAGGUAGUUUACUCCUGUUGAACAACACUGCCAGGAUCAUCUGGAACUUGCCCACAUUUUUGGAGGGUUUAUUUCUCUGUAAGCCACUGAAGGAUCGAUAGAACUGAGCUGAGGGAGGACCUGUCUCUGGAACACGUUCUGGUUUUCAAUAAGAGCAAGAGCGACAAACGGCCAAUGUCAGAGAGUAUGCCAGUAGUCAUCAGAACUUUCAAAAGGAAGCUGCCAAGAGGUCAAGAUGGCUGACAAUGUGUCUGCAUUGCCAUUCUUCUAUGGCAACAUAACCAGAGAGGAGGCAGAAGUCUAUCUGAGACAAGCAGGAAUGAACAACGGCUUGUACUUACUUCGGCAAAGUCGAAACUAUCUUGGAGGCUUUGCAUUGUCUGUUUCUAAUUCAGGUCGCUUCUACCACUACACAAUUGAAAGACAACCCAAUGAAAUGUAUGCUAUUGCUGGUGGGAAGAGUCACAGGUGCCCUACAGAUGUGAUAGACUAUCAUUCUCAAGAGAUGGAUGGUCUUGUAUGUCUGUUAAAGAAGCCCUGCAACAGACCCAAAAAUAUGCAGCCAAAGGUUGGUCCUUUUGAGGACCUAAAGGAAAGACUGAUCCGGGAAUAUGUGAAGCAGACUUGGAAGCUGCAGGGUCCAGCCCUUGAGCAGGCUAUCAUCAGCCAGAGGCCUCAGUUGGAGAAACUCAUUGCCACCACUGCUCAUGAAAAAAUGCCCUGGUUCCACGGAACAAUAACACGAGAGAACUCGGAGCCCAGGCUUCAGAAUGGUUCCCGUACAAAUGGAAAAUUCUUAAUUCGACAGAGAGAUCAAAAUGGAUCAUAUGCCUUAUGUUUACUGCAUGAAGGCCAAGUGAUGCAUUAUCGCAUUGACAAAGACAGGACCGGCAAGCUCUCCAUCCCUGACGGAAAGAAAUUUGACACCUUGUGGCAGUUGGUGGAGCAUUACUCCUACAAACCAGAUGGCUUGUUACGAGUACUCACAGAGCCAUGUCCAAGACCUGACGGUGAAACUGUGCUAAUAGGACGACCAGUACCUCCAUGGAACCGUCCUAUUUUAAUUACAAAGAAAACUGCAGCAGCUGGUAUUCGCACCAUAAUUAAUAAACUUCCCAUACCUGGAACUAAGAAUCCUAGACCACCCGUCGGCCCUAAUCCCUAUGAAACUGUGGAAAGGAAAUCUUCCCCAGUACAUGAGGAAACCUCAAACAGAAUGUUUAGGUCCAAAGAGGCAAUGCCGAUGGACACAGAGGUAUAUGAAAGCCCUUAUGCAGAUCCUGAUGAACUGAGGAGCUCCACCGUGGAUCGCAACCAACUUUUCCUGGAGGAUGGAGAAUUGGGCUCAGGAAACUUUGGCACUGUCAUGAAAGGAAUCUACAAGAUGAGAAAAACAGAGAAACCAGUUGCUGUUAAAAUUCUGAAGAAUGAUGAUAACAACCCAUCGGUGCGUGAGGAAAUGUUGCGAGAGGCAAAUGUCAUGCAGCAACUGGACAAUCCUUACAUUGUUCGGAUGAUCGGUAUCUGUGAGGCAGAAAACCUCAUGCUUGUCAUGGAACUGGCUGAACUGGGACCACUGAACAAGUUCCUCCAGAAAAACAAAAACACAUCAGUAAAGAACAUCACAGAGCUGGUUCAUCAGGUGUCUAUGGGGAUGAAAUACCUAGAAGAGCAUAACUUCGUUCAUAGAGAUCUUGCUGCCAGGAAUGUACUGCUGGUCACACAGCACUAUGCAAAAAUCAGUGAUUUUGGACUCUCAAAAGCUGUUGCAGAAGAGCAAAACUACUACAAGGCCAAGGGUCAUGGGAAGUGGCCAGUGAAGUGGUAUGCUCCUGAAUGUAUAAACUACUUCAAAUUUUCCUCCAAAAGUGAUGUCUGGAGCUUUGGUGUACUCAUGUGGGAAGCAUUUUCCUUUGGCCAAAAACCAUACAAGGGAAUGAAGGGAAAUGAUGUUAUGCAGAUGCUUGAGAGUGGAAAACGCAUGGAGCCACCAGUGAACUGCCCAACAGAAAUGUAUGACCUCAUGACAACUUGUUGGACAUAUAAGGUGGAAGAAAGACCUGGAUUUGCUGUCGUUGAGCCAAGACUACGAGAAUAUUACUAUGACAUUGCACAGUGAUGUGACAUGUCUUUGUGACAGAAUAUGUCAUAGUCAAUGUCAACAUGUCAAUGACAUCUUCUAUGUUAUUUGUAUGACGUUACUGGGCCAGGGGUGGGCAACUCCAGGCGUCAAGGUACAUUGUCCUGCAACCUUUAGAUGCGUCUCUACUUCAACACAACUGAGUCAAAUAAUGAGGUCACUGGCAGGACCCUAGUGCAGUCACCUCCUAAGUGUCUCCGCUUAGGAGUUGACCAGGACCAGGAUUGCCCACCCUUGAACUAGGCUAUAAAAAGUUUUGAAAAAGAUGAUUUGUCAUUUGUAAGCCAUGUGAAGUAGAGUAGAUAUGAAGUACAGAUACCGUCAUCUCAGUGUAUUUAAAGCCAGAAAUUUAUUUAGUAUUUUAGUAAAUGUGUGGAUCUAAAAAUGUGAGAGGUUGUACAUCACAAUCAGCUGUCAGUAUUAUAACCCAGGAUACAAACAUCCUAAAUUCUAAAAUUGUCUCUGAUUGAUUCAUUCUUGAUGAUGACAGAGAAAAGAACCACAUAGGUUAAGACUGGGGCAGACUUCAGGCGUUGCAUGAAUGUAUACUGAACAGGUGAAUGUCGCUUUUAAAGUACAGUUCUUUCUGUGACAAAAGGUCAGAAAUUUGGAAAUUCUUACAGCAUAAAAUAUUAUGGAUUCGUGAUAUAUAAUUUAGAACUUAUUUUUCUGUCUGACGUUGGCAAUCUUCUGUAAAUCACUGUUGAGAACAGCUUCUUAAGACUUUAAAUUAUCUGUGCUUCCUUAUGAAAAGUCUUAAAAUGUAAAUAAAAAUCUAAUACAGUU